Molecule: messenger RNA, 2685 nt
Organism: Ctenopharyngodon idella (grass carp)
Lineage: Eukaryota; Metazoa; Chordata; Actinopteri; Cypriniformes; Xenocyprididae
Gene: c1qtnf4
Product: C1q and TNF related 4
Exons: 2
Coding region: 190-1335 (381 amino acids)
Molecular function (GO): protein binding
Source: RefSeq, a predicted model, not a curated record
CGCACAUGAAUGUGUGGGUGUGUGCUGCACCAGACAUCAGCAGCAGGUUGAGAGCCGACACACAGAGGAAGCAGGAGAGAGAAGAAAAGAAUAAAGGGAGAGAAAGAAAAAGAGAAAAAGACACUCUUUCAUUCAGUCCACCGAGAGAACUUCAAGACCGCUUCCUGCAGAUCCGAGUGCACAGUUACAAUGCUGCCUGGUACCAGGCCCCUGCUGCUGUGUGUGCUGUGUCAUGUGACCACCACAUGGGCAUUUGCCCGCAUGUCUGACGCCGUGGAGCUGCGGUCCGCGUUCUCUGUGGCACGUACCAGCAGCAUGGAGGGAGGGCCGAAGAUGGUCAUCACCUUUGACAAGGUGUACGUUAACAUUGGUGGCGAUUUCGAUCCAAAGGCCGGCUUAUUCCGCUGCAGGAUUCCGGGUGCAUACUAUUUUUCUUUCACAGUGGGGAAGUUCCCACGCCGAGACCUGUCGGUCAUGCUGAUGAAGAACCGCAAUGAGGUUCAGGCGAUCGUGUACGACGAGAACGCCGGAGAAGAGAGGAAAGUGCAGAGCCAGAGCGCCAUGCUGCAGCUUGAUUUCGGAGACACUGUCUGGCUUCGUCUUCAUGGAGACCCUCGCUAUGCUAUCUACAGUAACACUGGUCAUUACACCACCUUCAACGGUUACCUGAUCUACCCUGAUCUGUACGGCUACCAAGAGCCGACACACAAAGUCCAUGACAGUGAUCAUCAACCACCGAAAAUCAGCGAUCACUUACUGUCUGAGCAUGAAAAUACGAUUACCAAAGACACUGUUGUGGGUAUGAAAGAAGAGAGAAGGGAUGAAAAGAUAAAAGAGGAGGAUGGGAGAAAUGAAGAGGAGGAAGACGACGACCAGAGGUCGGCAUUCUCAGUGGGCCGCACUCAGAGUAUUGUGGGAGUGGAUCAAGGAUACCCUGAGCACCAGCCUAUCAUCUUUGACACUGAGUUUGUCAACAUCGGCAACAACUUCAACUUAAGCACUGGUAUAUUCAAAUGCAGUGUACCAGGAGCCUAUUACUUCUCCUUCAAUGCUGGCAAGCUGCCCCAUAAGACCCUGUCAGUGAAGCUGAUGAAGAACCAUUUGGAGGUACAGACCAUGAUCUACGAUGACAGCGACACUGAGAAGGCCCUGCAGAGCCAGAGUCUGAUGUUGUCACUGCAGGAUGGAGACACUGUCUGGCUCUACAGCCACCAGAGGGAUGGAUUUGGUGCUUACAGUAAUCACGCCAAGUAUAUCACUUUUACUGGCUUCCUGGUAUAUCCUGAGCUCCACCAAAGCCCUCCUCAGCAGCAGAAACAGGAUAAGACAUUGUAGGCCAGUCAAGGAGCCAGUGUGUCUGUGGGUCUUUAGGAAGGGUAAGGUUUCGGAGGAGCGUUUGUGUGGAAAAAGUGUGAGUUCCCUACACGCAGUCUUCUACACUCUUGAGACUGUAUGCCGUCACUCAUGUGGUUUGCUUUUUCAGAUUCCUUAUUGCAGAAAUCUCUGAAGCUUUUGUUUUUAUUCUGUUUAUCUGCUUUAGGAAGAAAUUACUAAGUCAAGCAAGCAGCACCUAUAACACAUUGGUUAAACAAGGCCUACUCAGCAUCCCUAAAGUCAGCAUGAAACGGAAAUUGUGAUGUUUUUCUUCCCUGUUGUCCAUCUGGAAUUGAUUUAUAAUAAAGACUGCAACAUUCCAUAAAAUAAGAAUUGUCAAUUUUGAUUUCAUGGUGACUUUAAGGCCUUGGAUGCUGAGUUCUCACAAGAAUAUGAUUAAAAAUACAAACAGGUCGCUUUUAAAUUAAUAUAAAUCAUUUGUAAAGAUAUUAAUACAAAAUAAAACAAUCUGAAAUUCUUAGCACUAAAGCACCUAUCUCUGCAGAGGCAAUUCAUUAGAUAGCUCCAACUCAAAACUGUGUUUCAUACUCUUUCAAAUUGAAUAAAAAUGAUUAAAUGCAUGCAUAUUUCAAAUAAGAAACUGUGUUGUCUUUUAAGCUUUUGCACGAAAGAUUUGCACGAGAGCUCCAUCUUCUGCUUUUCAUUCAUUAUUUCCAGUGUAAAAUCUGUGUUUAUGGCACGUGCACGCACACACACAAAAACAAUGAUGACAGCAUUUGCCUUCCAAUAAAUCAUAAUUCAUGUAGUUAGUCAAUAAUCAGUCUGGUUUUGGAACAACACUACACAUUUAAACUGAGGAUAACUUCUGCAAAUUCACUAUAUGGCCAGAAACUGCUGAAUGCAGGCUGACAGCUUCUAAAGGAACAAUGAUUUUUUCACUGCCAGAUACAUGUACUGUACACCAAUUGAUGCUAAUGGUUUUGGAGAAUUGUUCAACAAAUAUUGAUGUUUAUAUUUUGGGGGGAAAAAAAUAUCAAUGAUAUUGAUCAUUGUUUAUAUAAUUCUUCUGGUUUAUGCUGUUGUGUGUAUAUGGCCAUAAAGAUUUAUUUAGGUGACAAAGCAUAUGAAGUGCACAAUUCCAAAAUGUAAAUACUUUUGUGUUUUUUAUCCAUUUCUAUAUAAGUGAAUGUUUGCAUUUCUAAUUUUGUGCCUGGUCUUAUGUACUUUUCUGUAUGUGUUGUAUGAGCUACUUUGUUAAGUAACGUAAAGGUGGUUUCAGUGUACGCUGGAUUCUUAUUGUGGAAGAAGCCAGUCCUCAGAAGAAAGCCAAAUAAAAACUCUGAAUGUAAA